UUGAAAAAAAGAAAAACAGAAAAGGAAAAUUUUCAAAUAAGAACAAUGGUAAAAUAUCGUUUUUGUUGUCGGUGACAACCAAAACCAAUCAAACCACGUAAGAAUCUUUUUCCUCCCUAAUAGAUGCCCAUGAAUCCUGAAUUUCUGGUUUGCCCAAAACUCCACCAAACAAUAAGGUUUCCAUGUUGUUCUAAAAGCAUCAGGAGCUGAUCUCACCCAGUUUCUUCCUGCUUUUUGUUAUCUGCAAUCGCUUGUUUUAUGUGACUCCAACUUCUACUGAAGAACCUAUCUCUCAAAACUCUCUUGGAGGCUGAAAAGUCUCCCUGAAGCUGUCAAACCAAUCAUGAUGCAAGUCGAAAUCCAGUCAACGAACCAAGGAGCAGGUUUGGAGCAUAGGUCGCCUGCAGCCAUGAACCAAGAAAACCCAUCUCAUCUACUUCCCAUCACCAACAACAACCCCAAAACACCAAAAAAAUUGACCCUUAUCCCUCUCAUCUUUCUAAUCUAUUUUGAAGUUGCUGGCGGCCCCUUUGGCGAAGAACCCGCUGUUCGGGCUGCAGGCCCUCUCUUUGCUCUUCUGGGGUUCCUUCUGUUCCCUUUUAUCUGGAGUGUCCCCGAAGCUCUCAUCACUGCAGAGCUUUCUACUGCUUUUCCUGGUAAUGGUGGCUUUGUUAUUUGGGCUGAUCGUGCUUUUGGUCCAUUCUUUGGCUCCCUGAUGGGAUCUUGGAAAUUCUUGAGUGGUGUCAUUAACAUCGCGGCUUUUCCAGUUCUGUGCGUAGACUAUCUGAAGAAGAUUAUCCAUCCUUUGGAGUCGGGCAGGCCUCGGCGCAUUUCUAUUUUGAUUUCAACAUUAGUAUUAUCUUUUGUAAACUAUACUGGAUUAACCAUUGUUGGUUGGGCUGCUGUUUUGCUGGGUGUUGUUUCGCUUUUGCCUUUUAUCAUAAUGUGUCUCAUAGCAAUCCCCAAGAUCCAUCCCCAUAGAUGGCUUAGUUUAGGCCAGAAAGGUGUGAAAAGGGACUGGAAUCUGUUUUUCAAUACCCUUUUCUGGAAUUUGAACUUUUGGGACAAUGUUAGUACUCUUGCUGGGGAAGUUGAUAAACCCCAGAAGACGUUUCCUCGUGCUCUUCUUGUAGCAGUGAUUUUCACUUGCGUAGCAUACCUGGUUCCACUCUUUGCGGUCAUUGGGGCUGUUUCCGUCGAUCAAACUGCUUGGGAGUCCGGAUUUCAUGCUGUUGCUGCAGAGAUGAUUGCAGGGAAGUGGCUAAAAUUCUGGAUUGAAGUGGGUGCUGUGUUAUCAGCAAUUGGUUUAUUUGAAGCUCAAUUAAGCAGCAGUGCUUAUCAACUCGAGGGUAUGGCAAAUUUAGCCAUUUUGCCCAAGUUUUUUGGUACCAGAUCCACAUGGUUCAACACUCCUUGGGUGGGGAUACUGCUUUCAACUUUGAUCACAAUUGGUAUGUCAUAUAUGGAUUUUACAGAUAUCAUAUCAUCAGCAAAUUUCUUGUACAGUUUGGGAAUGCUCCUGGAAUUUGCAUCUUUUAUUUGGCUGAGGAGAAAAUUGCCUGAGACAAAAAGACCUUACAGGGUUCCUCUGAGGAUGCCAGGACUGGUAGUCAUGUGCUUGAUACCAUCAGCAUUCCUUAUAGUUAUUAUGGUUAUUGCCACUAAAAUUGUGUACUUGAUUAGUGGAUUGAUGACUAUGGGCGCCAUUGGAUGGUACUUUCUGAUGAAUUUUUGCAGGAAAAAGAAGGUAUUUAAGUAUAUCAGUGUUGAAGAUGAAGAAAGAUGAUCAAGAUACAACUCGCCGAGGCAAAUGCAGGAUGAAAUUACACAUCAAGUUUCUUCUUCUUCUUCUUUUUUUUUUUGUUAUUAUUAUUAGCAGCCAACAGUCAAUUUAUUAAUUUAAAGGGGCACAUGUGGCUGGCUGAAUAUUUGGUUUAAUGAUGAAUGCAUGUAUAAUGGGACAUUUGGCUUCGACUAUGUGCGUGAAUAGAGCCCACCUAUAAAUUAAUCAGAAGUAUGUACGAAAAAUGAACUUGUUACGUGCCUAUAAAUGGAAUCUUCCAUGUUUUACCCAUCUCAGUCUUUUGCUCUCUUUCGACCCACUCUUCUGGAGAUUUUUGUUUCAUUGAGAAGGAAAAGUUGGAUUUUUUUUUACUAGGAUUUCUUUAGCAACAAUCUACAGCAUCCGGACAGGAAGGUGGAAUUUUCUAACUGAGGUUUGCCAAG
Durio zibethinus is the source of this 2226-nucleotide messenger RNA. The record is from RefSeq and is a predicted model, not a curated record. NCBI's taxonomy places the organism in Eukaryota, Viridiplantae, Streptophyta, Magnoliopsida, Malvales, Malvaceae.